CAUUGAUUACUAACUACUAUAGAUCAAAAUGGCCAGUCCAAGGACACGUCGUGUUUUAAAGGAAAUCAAACCGAAAGAAGAUAAUAAUACUUGUUUUGAAUGUGGAGGACACAAUCCACAAUGGGUCAGUGUUACUUAUGGGAUUUGGAUAUGUCUUGAAUGUUCGGGGAAGCAUCGUAGCUUCGGAGUUCAUCUUAGCUUUGUCAGAUCAGUUACCAUGGAUAAGUGGAAAGACAUUGAACUGGAAAAGAUGAAGGUUGGUGGAAACAGAAAAGCAAAACUAUUUUUUAAAUCUCAAAGUGACUACAAUCCUGAUUGGACCAUUAAAGAAAAAUAUAAUUCACGAGCAGCAGCAUUGUAUAGAGAUAAGAUUGCUACCCUGGCAGCAGGAAAAUCCUGGUCUGAAGAAACCUCAUCAGCACGAAACUGGACUCCAAAAACAACUAACUGUUACUCCAAUCAAGACUCCAAUAGUUCAUCAGUAAAUGGAAGAAGCCUAUCUGCAGUAACAAGAGAUUCCGAUUCCAUGGAAUCAAUGUUUGGCUUAUCUAAAGCUGAAAUUGAUUCUCAGAAGAAUUCGUUUUUUGAAAAGAAAACACAAGAGAAUGCGUCUCGUCCAGAUGGCUUACCACCAAGUCAAGGAGGGCGAUAUACUGGCUUUGGCUCGACACCGGCGGAUUCCGUGAACAAGGAACAAUCAUCUGGUUGGGAGUCUGCGCUUUCUUCGUUUUCAUAUGGUUGGAAUAGUUUUGCUUCAACUGCAGCACAAUUAGCAAAGCAAGCGACGGAUGAGGCCGUGAAAAUUGGUGGUGCGGUUAAUGAAUCUGUUCUCAAACCAACUGCGAAUAAGGCAACAGAACUUGGAAACUCUGUCAAUAAAAAUCUCAAGAAAGUGUCCUAUAAGGUUCAAGAUGGGACACUUGUUGAAGAUUUAUCGACCUCUAUGUCUGGUUUGGCAAGCAAAGUAAAAACAGCCGGCACUCAAGGGUGGUUUAAUGUCCAAUCAUACUUCACUUCAAAUACUGCUUCCGCUGACAUUCCACAAAAGCCUAUUGAAUCAAAUGAAACUCGAUGCAGCAAAACGAGGUAGAUGAGUGGCAUUGGGAUCACGAAGAGACGACUAAUGCACUAGAUGACGAUUUGAAAGACAGCAAGGUUUUUAAAAGAAAUGAUGAUGGUUGGGAUGACGGGGAAUGGCUAGACGUUUCAAGUUGGAAUAACGAAGGAUGGUCCACUAGUGCCAAUACAUAUACAAAAUCAAACAGGACUUACAAGAAAGGAGACUAGUAUUUCGCCUUGUUUCAUUUUGCACUGCUUUUUAAUGGGAAAAAUUAGUAACCAUAAACAGUCGCGUAGCCAGCCCCUCAAAUUUGGUCUUGCUAUGUUAAUUUUUCUGUGUUCACUCCUGUAAAACAACAGAUUACCAAAGAAAGAAAUAAUGAUAAUGAUCUAAAAUUUACCUAGCAUGACCAAAAUUUGCUGGCUGGCUACGCCACUGACCAGAAAUGUUUUCAUACAACAUAAAAAAGGGUGUCUUAAAAAUGAUGUAUUUUUACACGGCGCCUUUUUGUUGUCUAUUAGAGCAUGAAAGCAUCGACCUGACCACUGGAGAUAUUGAAAUAUAAGAUCAAAGUUUUUUUAAUUUCAAUUAUAAUGAUAUAAGAGAGUAUAAACUAUGUUGUUUUUCUUUUAGUCCCACUGAAAAUGUAGGUCACGUUUUUUGUCACAAGGUCCUUGGUUAAGGUGCUUUUUUUACCAUCUUCAAUUGAUAAUUACACUAUACGCAGCAGUCUGUGUUUGAAGUCAAUUUUAACUUCCUUCGACAUUGACGCCUGUUUUCUAAAAGCUCACUUACACUCACACUCUUUGAGUGUGGCACAGAGAUCUCGCUCCCACUUGUGAAAGUCCAUUCAGCAUUCAGUAAAGUGAAAAUAUCUUCUUUGAAUAGUUGUAAGGCAAUUUUUAAGCCCUGUUUGGUGAAUGUGAGUAUGAAUGAUCUUUUAGAAUGCAGAAGCAAGACCUUAAAGUUCUCACUAACAUUUAUUCUACAUUUUAACAAAGUCCUAUAUAAUUAAAUGGCGCAGUUAACUUGAAGAUCAAAUUUUUCUGUCUUUCACUGUAUAAAUUAGCUCAUUCAUUUGCCUAAAAUAUUUUGUUUUGAAAUCUGAUGAGGUGGCACCUUUGAAAUCUCUUUAAUUUUGGCAAGGGAAAUUUAUGAAUAAAAUGUAAAUAUUGAAUAAAUGUAGAGUAAAAAUAAAUUAUGAAGAAUUUAAGGAGUGGUAACUGUAAAUGUUGCUAGAAUGUUUGCUAUGUUCUGUGGUUUUGAAAAUGAAUUAAAGUUUGUACAUGAAUUA
This is a messenger RNA of Xenia sp. Carnegie-2017, 2354 nucleotides long. Its product is annotated as ADP-ribosylation factor GTPase-activating protein 1-like. The coding region runs from base 29 to 1090 and encodes 353 amino acids. Gene Ontology annotation, molecular function: GTPase activator activity. Gene Ontology annotation, cellular component: Golgi membrane. The record is from RefSeq and is a predicted model, not a curated record. Gene Ontology annotation, biological process: regulation of ARF protein signal transduction; regulation of endocytosis. The transcript is spliced from 13 exons. Lineage: Eukaryota; Metazoa; Cnidaria; Anthozoa; Malacalcyonacea; Xeniidae.